Molecule: messenger RNA, 747 nt
Organism: Pediculus humanus corporis (human body louse)
Lineage: Eukaryota; Metazoa; Arthropoda; Insecta; Psocodea; Pediculidae
Product: CD9 antigen, putative
Exons: 4
Coding region: 1-747 (248 amino acids)
Cellular component (GO): membrane
Source: RefSeq, a predicted model, not a curated record
AUGGCUUUGGGAAAAGAAAAUUUUGGUUUUAAUUUUUCACUUGGUACAUUAAGUAGAAAAAUUGAUUGUUUAAGAUAUACACUCCUUUCAUUUAGUAUAUUUUCAUGGAUUUUAGGUGUUGUCGUUUUUGCUCUUUGCAUUUGGUUAAAAUCCGAUCAAUCUUUUCACAGAUGGGUUGAAGAUUUACAAAUUUAUGAAUUUUACAUUGGAAUUUAUAUUAUUUUAUUUGGUAGUUGUUUGUUAAUAUUUACAUCUUGUUUGUCUUGUCUUUUCAUUGCUAAUGAAAAUGUUAAAGGCCUUCGAAUUAUGACAAUAAUAUACAUGUUGAAAUAUGCAUGUGGAUUAAUUGGUGCAGCUCUUUUGUUAAAUUACAGUACAAAUAAUUCAGCAAUACAACCCGUUAUUAAAGAAUCAAUGCUUCAACUUAUAUCACAUUCACAAAAUGAUUCCAGAGCUCACACACUUAGACUCAUACAAGAAAGUAUUGGAUGUUGUGGAGCCAAUGGUGCUAAUGAUUAUUUAGAAUUUAAAAAACCUUUACCACCAGAAUGUAGAGAUUCAGUUACAGGACAUACAUAUUUUCAUGGAUGCGUUGAUGAAUUGACAUGGUUUUUAGAAGAAAAAGCUGCUUGGCUAGCUGGCGUAUCAAUGUUUUUAUGUUUAUUUGAUGUGAGUAACAUUAAAUUUUCUUUUUAUUCAACUGUACUGUACCAGUUCAUACAAAAACCUUAUUUAAAAAAUGUCUGA